AGUGAUACGUAUGACAACUGCAACUCCACUACACAGCUAGGAAAUAAUAACUUAUUAUUUGUUCAUAAUACUUUAUUUGCACAUAAUGUCGAACCCGGGGCGCGGGCGCGGCUACUCGGGCCGCCACCAUCUGCGCUCCCCUCGGCCUGGCGACGACGAUGCGCGCGCCUUGGCUGAACUGAGUCCGAGAGCCACAGCUCCCGUGUUCACAGACAAAGAGCCAAAACAGGAGAAAGAGAAGGAAGAUGUGGCAGACAAUGAGAGGAAGAGAGAGGAAGUGAAAUAUCAUGUGAGCGGAGAAGAUGAAACGGCUUUGAAAGAGCUGCUGCAGAUUGAGGAGCAGUACACUCCGCUUCUGACAUUGUUAGAACAAUUCUCGCCGGGCGAGGACGGCAUCGCAUUCAACAGGAAAUUGAAAAAUUUCGAGACUACGGUAUCCAGCAUAUGCCCUGAUGAGGCACGCUUGCAACAAGCUUUCGGCACGUUCCGCGCGGCGGCGCUGCUGUCGGCGGUGACGUCACGCAAGCUGGCCGCCGUGGGCGCCUCCUUCACGAGACAGUCGCGACAGCAGUUACUGCGCGGCGCUCUACUCAACGUCGUUAUGCAGGGGACAUUCUCUAAAUUGGACGUGCUAGAGAGAGCCAAUCCUCUAUUCCUCAUAAAUGCGGCUAACCUCAUGGGGGACUAUUUCGCAGAAGCGCGUCUAUGCAACGGCAACAAGGUCCACAUCCUGGCCGGUCCGCUGCUGCAGUACAUGAAGGCUCUACUCGCUAGUGAUGACAUCCGUGCCCAUCGCAGUCUCGCUACACAGUUAAUGCAGAAUGGCAGAGAACUCCUAUCAGUCUUAUCUCAAGAAUUAGAUGAACUCUCCAUCUCCAUCCGUCUCCGUCUCCUCUCCCCGCCUCCCUCCAGCAUCAUCUGGCUCCUGCUGUCCGCAGACCUGUGCCUUAACAAGUUCCUCCCGCUGCCCAACACGCUACAACAGUUCUACGCUGCACACUUAGACCUUGCCUCUGAAGAUAACUACAGCGAAGUCAGCUACGGAUCAUGGAAGAAAAGCCCCGAGAAAGAGGAGUAUAACCGAACUGAUGUCAGCUCAGACUUAAGUGACAAAAUCUCACAGAACAUCUCUCAAAUAAGCCUCGACGGAGACGGAGAAAUGAAACCCAAACUUAGACCUAUAUUAGGCGCUGGUGCCGGACUAUUAAGACAAGAACAAGCUUUAUCCGUCAGCCAUGACAACUUCGAUACUUGGACUAGCAAAAACAGUCUUAGCAAGAGAUAUGAUUUGAACUCUUGGCGGCAAGAAGAGGAAAAGAAAGAGGAAGAACCUGUGUUCAACCCUACAGUUCUACCCCCGAAUCUACAGCAAAAUUACCCUGUAACUGUGCCAGAUUACCCACCACCUAACGUACCAAAUGUAAACAGAUUCAAUAACUACAUGCAAGAGAAUUAUCCUAACUACUUACAGCAAGGCGACGGAGCGUACAUACAAAACUCGUACACAGCGAACACUAAUUUCAACUCUCAAGGAGAUGGUUUCGUUCAAUCCCAACCGUUCCCCAAUGACCAACCAGCGCCGGAAAGGGUCAAUAAUGAAGUACAAAAAACAAGCGCCAGGCGGCCCGUUGAAAACUGGAGGAAAGAUAAAGAGGUUGAAGAUCCUAACAGAAAUCGACAGAGGAAUUGGACUCGACAGCGCUCUAAAGAUAACAUAAAUGAUGAAAAGGAGCCAGAAAAAGAGGAGAGAUACCGGUCAAACUCUAGAAGUUCUCGAGAGAAAGUCCCCGGUAGAUUCCGGCGCAACAGCACAGAGAAUCCAGACGGAGUAGUGAGCGGAACAGGGAAGACUCCACCCAGAAGACAUGUCUCCGAUGUCCCGAGGAGUCAGAAAUAUUGGGACCACGACGAUAGAUGUGACAAGGACUAUAGCAGUUAGUGAUUUAAAUAUGAAAUAAUUCUAGUAAAAUUUUAAGUGACUGUGAAAUUCAUGUGGAUUUUGCGGUAGCCAAGAUUUCUGAUGAUUCCUACGAAAGCAAUCGGUAUGUGACUCCAAAUAGUAUAUUAAUUAUAAUCAAGUUAUUUCCAUAAACAGGGAGGAAUAAAUUAAUGAAGAGUGAUAAAACAACAGUAAGCAGAAAUGAGAAAACUCGGAAACAAGGGGAUUUUGAAUAUUGAAAUUAGAUGGCGUUUUCACGUUAAAGAUAAAGAUAAUUUUAUGUUUUCUCCUCCCUGAUCAUUGAUAAUAAAAAAUAAGAGAUUUGAUUUGUGUCUUGUCACUUUUGAACACAAAAUAAGUUAUUAUUCACAACGACGGGACUUAAUCCCGUAAAAUUAGUUUUAAAUUUACAUCUGACGUUUCGUUUUUAAUUUCAUGGCAUAACAUGGAAGUCAUGGAACCCAGUCAUUGGUAAAUGUAAGCAAAAACAAAUCGCAAGUUGAAAAAUCGAAUAUCCUGAGUGUUAUUUGUCGACCCGGUGACAUCCCUAGUGCGCAAAACGUUCAACUUAAUAAACAAGACCAAGUGCGGGUAGUUCGAAAAACUCUCACGCCUAGAAGAUGUUGAUGUCAACAACAGUCUUCUCCGAGACCACGGGGAUAACGCCGUCCUCGAAACGUCGGAGGUAAAUUUAAAACUUAUUUAACGCGAUUAAGUCCCGUCGUUGAUAAUAAUAAUGAGUAAAAAUUGUGAGACAAAAUAAGUUGUUUACACGUAAUUAUGCUACUAUUUUUUCAAUGGGUGUACUUCUUUUACACCAGCAUCGAUGUAAAAAGAAGAAAAAUGAUUGCCUCAGAAACAGAAAGUGUGACAACUUUGCCCAUGUAUCAGAAACAUGAAAGUUUCAACUUUGCCCGGAGACUAAAUAAAUGUGACGCCAAGUCUCUUAAAUUCUGUUAUCAGUUUCAAUUUGCUGUCAUCCCACAUAUCGUGGCGAUUGUUAUACGAAAUACGAAUGUCAUAGAGUUCACACUGGCAUGUCAGUGGUGUCACAUAGCGGGACGAAGUUACACCAAAACCACUAGAUGGCGCUAUGUGACAGUGGUAAUAGUAAUAACCUAUGUAAUCUUCAGAUAUUUAUAAUAAAGCGAAAGAGCUUGAUGAUGGGUCUUAAAGUAAUCACGUUGGUAAGGUAGAUAAAUGAAGUUAAUAAGAUGGUUGCUAAAAUAUUAUUAAUUUUGACUAAUGUUACAAAAAGCGGAUUUAAAGUGUAAGUCCAAAAGUAGCAUCAUAGUCUUAAUAAAUAUUUAGGUUUAUUGAAACAAGGUAACCUUCAACUAAGUCAGUUGGGUUGUUGCUAACUUUGAACUAUGACUGUCCUAUCAAAUCGUGAUAACAUGCAAUCUGAAUUAUUCCCUUAACCUAUGCAGCAUAAAAAUAAGCUCAUUAUUUUUCAUAUUUCACAAAAAAAACUUAACAAGUUUUUUAACAUCCCGGGACCGGGACCUUUAUCCCUUAAAUCCCUUUAUAUUAGUUGCUCAAUUCUCUACAGUACCUUAAUUCAUGACAAAAGUAGAAAUAUUCCAAUAGAUACAGGAUUUAGAUAUUUACGAUUGAUGAUGAUUUACAUUUUUGUAUCAUCAAAUCUGUCUACUUUGCCCCUUUAAUUUUUUUGUGAAAAAAUUAUGCUAAACAUUGGCAAAGUUGAAAACUUGAUGAUAACAAAAUUGCGGAUUAUGUCUGUUAAUUUGAAUAUAGUUAUAGUUAUAAAAUAAACGAGGGUUAAUUUAAUACACUUUAGUAUAAUAAAAAUAAAUACACUAUUAGACACUCCAAUAGAUUUACUCAAAUAUGAAUACAUAUAUUAACUCACAUUUAUAGACGGAUUUAUUUUAUUACCUUUAUUUACCGACGUUUCGACACUGGUUUCACUGGUCGUGGGCGCCGCUAUAAUCUGCAUCUUCUCAAAUUAUUUUUACGCCUAAGACGGUAAUCUGUUAAACGAAAGCCAUUGUUUCUUUUGUUAGAGCGGUCGGCCAUUGUGUGCCAUUGUGUCUGACAAUGGCACGACCCGUAGCACGCGCUCAUACACAAUGGCACACAAUGACCGACCGCUCGCACAAAAGAAACAAUGGCUUUUGUUUAACACAUUAGGGUCUUAGACGUAAAAAUCACUUGAGAAGAUUCAUACUAUAACUGAUGUCGCAGCAAUCUGUCAAAACAGAGAUUUGUGCAACUACCCGACGAAAAGUGUAUGAAAAAGUUUGGGAUGAGUUAAUAUAUGUGUUCAAAACGCGAAGUUUUAAAUAUUAUAUGAAACACAUAUUCUAAAUUCAUGUUGUAUUUCAUAAAAAACAGUGCUCAUAUUAUUUCCAUUGUAACAUUAAUGAAAUUCAUAAUAUUAAAUUAAUUUGUGUAAUUAGUCCAUAAUCUAGAUGUUUAUUUAAAUGAUAGUCAUAGUUUUUGUAUGUAAGUUAGUCCGGUGCAUUUAUAAGAAACUAAAAACAUCAAAGAAAUGGGUUGUCUAUCGCAGAAUAAUGACAGACAAAAUACUUUAAAUAAAAUGCUCAGUGUGAAUAAUAUAAUAAUUAAUCAAAAAUAAACGUAGGGCAGAUCAUGAUACUGCAUGUUACAUCCCUAGCGAUUUCUAAGCUAGGCACAUAUUUGCAUUAAAAACUCAAGUAAUAAGAUAAAUGAAAAUAGGUAUGAAAUCCUAAAAUACUUAGUGAUAGUUAGGAAUUUAGGAAGUAUUGCGUGGACAACCCAAUAUAGGCUCCGAUAUUUCAUAGGACAAAAAAGACCCAAGAGCCUAGAACUACAGGUUUCAACUUGGCAAAAACUCGUAAUACUAAGGAAUUAAAACAGAAUUUAUUCAUGACUCACAUGUGAGUCACUGGCCGUGCGGAACUGUUUGAGCAUGACCCAUAAGCUGAGUCGCUGGCCCAGAAUGGGUUAAAUUUUAUUGGAUAAAACACCAAUAAAACCCAAGUAGAAUUUUAUGGGUUUCCAAUUUCGCCCAACUUUAUGUAAUUUUGCCCACAGUUAAAAUGGUCUCAGAAGUCUCAGAACGUCAUUUUCGAGCAAGAAUGAUUGAAUUAUUUUUCUAAUAGUUUUUAGGCAAUGUUCGUUUUGGCAGCCAGAAUAGGAUACUAUGAUAUCCAUUUUUAAUUGUUAACCUAUAAUGAAACUUAUCAUCAUGAUGGACGAAAAUCGUUCGCCCAAUUUACGUUAUUGUUUCUAAGGAAAUUGCAAUAUUAACUGCCUUAAGUAGUUGUAGUAGUGGAGUUUUUGCCAAAAAACAUUAAAUUACUAGUACCUGUAUAGUAAAUACUGCACAAUUUUGUUUCAGUACACAAACUCUAGAGUAAUUAGAAUAAUUGACGAAUAGGAUUUUUUUCACAGUGGAUUAUGUUGGUAUUAUGAUUAUGAGCCAAGUUAACUUGGCAGAUUUUAGGGAAAGGCAUUUGACAGUGACAAUCAGGUAUUGGUCGAGGUUUUCUUCUAAAGGAGUGUAUGUUCAGAUACUGAUGAGUACAUUGGAUGAUCUGAUGAGAUAUAUCGGAGCGCCCAACGUGCUCACAAAUAUCUGAACACACCUCUAUUGUCGUGGCUUUAGAGUGCGUGUUCAGAUAUUUGUGAGCACCUUGGCCACUCCGAUAUAUCUGAUGGCGACUGUAGAAUGACAGUGCAAUAGCUACGGAAUAAGUAUCGUGAUCAUUUAUUUGAAACGUUUGAAAGUGAUAGCAUACACUGGACUGUGUCAAUAUUUAUAAAUUUAGUAUUAAGAUGCAUACUAUUGAUUUUGUAGAUUGACUUUUGUGCUACAACUCGACAAAAAAUCAUGUUUCGGUCUACAGAUUAUAGUAUGAAUUUUCACAAAUGAUUUUUACGCCUCGCAUCGUAAUCUUUUAAACAAAAGCAUUUGUUAUUUUUUGUUCAGCGGUUACCAAUGCUACCGCUACCUAAACGGGAACAAACUCGUUUAAAAAGACAUUUUACCGUCCUAUUUAUAUGGUUCAAAUUUAUGUAACAGCUCAUUCUGAGGCCACACACAGGCAACCCAUCGUCCUUCAUUACCCAAACUCGUUAUCUCAGAAUAAGCUGUUACAUAAAUUUGAACCUUAAUAUUAUUACGAUAGUUGCUUUUAACGACAUGGUUGCUUUCGCACGCGCUCGGUACGCGACUAAGGCGCCUUUCCAUAAAAGAAACAAAGGCUUUUGUUUUGAUUAGGGUCUGAGGCCUAAAAAUCAUUUGAGAAACUUCAUUCUAUACAUGAUUCGAUUAUGUUGUGGUCUUAUCAAAAAUAGGUAGUUUUCGAUACUUACUGGUGCAUUUCGCAUUUUGCUACUAAUCCAUUGCUCUACCUUUGGAUCGAGAGAACUACAAGUAAUUUAAAAAAAUCCAGUGUAUGCGUGGUCUUCGAUGGAUUUAGAGUACCUUACAUACAAUUUGGUUUCGCCAAAGUUGUCAAGAGACGUAGAUUUGUUUUAAUACUUAGGAAUUAAUUAAUUAUGAGUACGAGAUAGUACUAAGGUAACGCAAGGAGGCUGGGCCAAGCAGCGAUCUUGGACCUAUUGUACUUUAUGUGAUCAGCAAAUCAGUUUUUCGAAAUUCUCUGCUCGAUUAUUGCAAGAGCGACAGAAAUGGGGAUAGAACUUCGAAAAAGGAUUUUGCUGUUAUAAUUUCUUUUUCAUCAAUAUGACAAUUUUCGCGAUACAAUGACAGUAGUCAGAUGGUAAAAUAGGGGUUGCGUAUGAGAAACAUCACAUUUACUCCAAUGGGUGCCACUUACCCUGACAAUGUUAAUUUUGUAUUCUAUUUUAUAAUAUCGGCAAAUAUAUGUCAUGUUUAGAUUGACGACGUGUGAGCGAACUUAAAAUCUAUUUUAAUGGCAUAAAAGAGCAAAAUUGCACGCGGCAGUGCGAUAACGAUAAUGUAAGGUAAGCUUGGAUACGACGCGUAGAUUUUGUAAGAAUUGCUAUAAAAUAUUAGAAUUAAAGUUUCUUAGAAUGCUCGGGAACGAUUUGUAUAAACUUUGGGUUUCCAUUGUGCUCAACGGUCUCGUCACUGUUUUUGUGUAAAAAUAUUUAUGAAUAUUGUAUUGUAUGUAAAAUAUCUGUUAUCAAAAGAGCGAACAUGACGCAACGAUUUCGCUGUUAACAAUAUUCUUUAAAUAUUUUAUGUUACGGGCAUAAUUUAUUUAACUAAAAAUCUUGUGUAAAAACUAACCAUGUUUGUAUAUUUUCAAUGGAAUUGUAGAACAAUAAAAAUUGGUUAUGAAUUUAAUUUAAAUAAAAGAAGUACGUUCAGUAUGAUUAAUUUUAUUUCUUAUUACAUGGAAAUGGCGGCGGCUGCUGCAUACAGAAAUUAUGUAAUCACGAAUAAAUUGAAAUUUGAUUUCA
Messenger RNA from Cydia strobilella, 7342 nucleotides. RefSeq lists its product as uncharacterized. The transcript has 8 exons. Gene Ontology annotation, molecular function: translation activator activity. Gene Ontology annotation, cellular component: cytosol. NCBI's taxonomy places the organism in Eukaryota, Metazoa, Arthropoda, Insecta, Lepidoptera, Tortricidae. The coding region runs from base 86 to 1939 and encodes 617 amino acids. The record is from RefSeq and is a predicted model, not a curated record. Gene Ontology annotation, biological process: regulation of translational initiation.